AUGCACUUUGUUAUUUUGGAUUUUUUUCUUAGGCCCGCGUUGCUGAUCAAGAAACCAGAACUGGUAAAGAAAAUUUUGGUCAAAGAUUUCGGCAAUUUCGGCGACCGUUACACCGAUUCCGAUGUCCACGCUGAUCCGCUUGGCCAAAGAAAUCUGUUCGUCAUCAAAGGAGAGCUUUGGAAGUAUCUUCGAAUCAACGUGUCCCCUAUUUUCACUUCCGGUAAAAUGAAGAAAAUGUUCCAUCUGGUAGUGAAAUGCGACGAACAGAUGGUGGAAUACAUAAACAAAGCUUACGAGAAAGAAAAGAACGUGACACUCGACCUGAAAGAAGUGACGGCGAAGUGUACGACGGACGUGAUUUCGUCCUGCGUGUUCGGAAUCAACAGCAAUUCGCUCGUAGACCCCAAAGCCGAGUUUAGAGAGUUCGGAAAGAAGACCUUCGAGUACACUUUCUCACGCGGCCUGGAAGUGAUUGUCUUCUUUUUCGCGCCCUUUCUCGUCAAGUACUUCAAGCUGAGCUUCUUUCAGAAGGACGCAGCCACGUUCCUUCGGAAGGUCUUCUGGGACACGAUAAAGGCCCGCGAGGAAUCGAAGACGAAAAGGAACGACUUAAUCGAUCUGCUCAUUGAACUCAAGAAUAAAGGCCAGAUCGACCAUGAAGUGAAUGACGAUGAUAAAGAUACAGACGGGAUAACUGCUGAUCAGAAGCUCUCAAAACAAUUCGAUUUUAGUGGCGACGACCUUGUUUCCCAAGCGGCCAUAUUCUUUGUGGCAGGCUUUGAGACCUCCGCUAGCACAAUGAGUUUUGCCCUUUAUGAGUUGGCUUUGCAGCCAGACUUGCAAACGAGGCUCAGAAACGAAAUACGUGAUGAAAUGAAGAAAAAUGACGGAAAAAUAACUUAUGAAAUGGUGUUUGGUAUGAAGUAUCUUGAUAUGGUUGUUUCAGAAACACUGAGAAAGUAUCCUACUCUCCCAUUCCUGGAUCGUGUUGCUUUGAGAGAUUAUCAUGAUGAUGACACUGGGAUUUCUAUAGAGAAAGGAACUCCAAUCUUCAUUUCUCUCCUUGGUCUGCACACUGACCCCAAAUACCAUCCCAAUCCAGAUCGUUUUGAUCCAGAAAGGUUUAGUGAUGAGGGCAAAAGAAAACAAGUUCCAUUUACUUAUCUUCCUUUUGGCGAGGGACCUCACAAUUGCAUAGGAAUGCGAUUUGGUUUGAUGUCUGCAAAGACUGGAAUUGUUCAUGUGUUGGCAAAAUAUGAAGUGCAGCCAAGUGAGAGAACUCCUAUUCCUCUUGUACUGAAUAAAAGAGGUGAGAAUCUUAAAAGGGAUUGGGAAAUCUUUUUGGAGAGACCUAUUUUAAUUGCAACUGCUUUAGUGCUGUGUCUUUUUGUAACAUUGUAUCUGUACUUGACAUCAGAGUUCAAUUACUGGAAGAAAAAAAAUAUUCCUUUCCUGAAACCAACCCCACUCAUAGGCAACUGUAAAGAUUUACUGCUUCUUAGGCGCACAGGUGGUCAUUUUUUGGCUGAUUUGUAUGAAAAGAUACCCAACAGCCCAUACAUUGGUAUCUUUAUUCUUGGCAGACCUGCUCUACUAGUUCGAGAUCCUUAUCUUAUAAAGAACAUUCUGGUGAAAGAUUUCAAUGUUUUUGCUGAUAGAUUCACAUCUUCUGAUGAAACUAUUGAUCCUUUAGGAAGUAAAAAUCUUUUGACCAGGAAGGGUGAUUCUUGGAAAUAUUUGCGUGCAAAGCUCUCACCCACAUUUUCGUCCGGAAAAAUGAAAAAUAUGUUUUAUCUUGUGGCACAAUGUUUUCAACAACUGACAGAUCAUGUGGAUGCUUAUGUUGAUACUAAUAAUCCUUUGGAAAUAAAAGAUGUUUUGGCACGCUGCACAACAGACAUCAUUUCAUCUUGUGCCUUUGGAAUUGAGAGUAACUCCAUUAAGAAUCCAAAUGCGGAAUUUCGAGAAAUUGGAAAAAAAACUUUUGAAUAUUCUAGAAGGAGAGCUUAUGAAACACUUGUUUUCCUUUUUGUCCCUCAUUUUGUCAAAACUGGAUGGUUUAGUUUUUUUCAAAAGGAUGUGACAGAAUUUUUAAGGAAAAUUUUCUGGGAAAUGAUGGACCACAGAGAAAAAUCUAAAGCCACUAGAAAUGAUUUAAUAGAUCUUCUACUACAGAUAAAAAAUAAAGGAAAAGUUGAUGACGAUAAUAGUAGUGUAACUAAUGGUCGCCUAACUCAAACAGAUACAAAAACGGAUUCAAUGUUUGAUUUCACUAGUGAUGACUUGGUAGCACAAGCAGCAAUUUUCUUCACUGCUGGAUUUGAAACCUCAUCUACAACCAUGAGUUUCACUCUGUAUGAACUUGCAAUACAACCUGACAUUCAAGAAAAAUUGAGAAAAGAAAUACUAGACAAACUGAAGGAAACAAAUGGCCAAAUUACAUAUGAAGUUGUAAUGAACCUCAAAUAUCUGGACAUGGUUAUGUCAGAAACAUUGCGUAAAUAUCCUCCUUUGCCGUUCUUGGAUCGUGUUGCAUUACAAAACUACAAAGUUCCUGGAUCAAAUUUCAUCAUUGAUAAAGGAACACCAAUUUACAUUCCUAUAUUGGCACUUCAAACUGAUCCUCAGUAUUUUCCAAAUCCAGAGAAAUACAAUCCAGAUAAUUUUAGUGAAGAAGCAAAACAAAGUCGACCUCCAUGUACGUGGCUUGCUUUUGGAGAAGGACCUCGCCAUUGUGUGGGUAAGUGA
Molecule: messenger RNA, 2748 nt
Organism: Gryllus bimaculatus (two-spotted cricket)
Lineage: Eukaryota; Metazoa; Arthropoda; Insecta; Orthoptera; Gryllidae
Source: the annotation of a GenBank genome assembly